Messenger RNA from Pezoporus flaviventris, 1514 nucleotides. RefSeq names its product RNA binding motif protein 42 (gene RBM42). The transcript has 10 exons. The record is from RefSeq and is a predicted model, not a curated record. The coding region runs from base 1 to 1473 and encodes 490 amino acids. Gene Ontology annotation, molecular function: mRNA binding. Lineage: Eukaryota; Metazoa; Chordata; Aves; Psittaciformes; Psittacidae.
AUGGCGGCCGCGGCGGCUUCGGCAGCGGUCGCGGCUCCAGCGGCAGGGCCCGGGCCUGGUCCCGGAGCUGCCGCCUCGGCCGUGAGCGGGAACGGAGCCGGCGGGAGCGGGGCGGCGGCGGCGGCGGCGGCGGGAGCGGGGCCGGCCAAGAGCGGCGAGGAGCGGCUGAAGGAGAUGGAGGCCGAGAUGGCGCUGUUCGAGCAGGAGGUGCUGGGAGCCCCCACCCCGGCUGCACCCCCAAGUAGUGGGGACCCCGCAUCCGCCAUGGCCGUGCCCCCCGUGACCCCCGUCCUGCGGCCCAUCAUUGCCACCAACACCUACCAGCAGGUCCAACAGAGCCUUGAGGCUCGUGCUGCCGCUGCCGCCACCGGCCCCCCCAUUGGAGCCCCCCCAGUGCCAUUUGUGGGUCCAGCUGUGUCCCCACAGAGGCCCCCAGUGCUGAGACCGGCGUUUGUGCCCCAUGUGCUGCAGCGCUCGGGUGCCCCCCGAUCUCUUUCCCUACGCCCCCCUCCUGGGGCCAUCGUGGGCACCCCCCUGGGGGCCCCCCCUGCCCCUCCACUGCUGAUGGCCCCACCGCUGCAGCGCCCCCCCCCCGCGCCGCUCCCUCCGCUGGGGACCCCUUUGCGGGGCCCUGCCCCUGUAGGAAGUGCCCCCCCCGUGACCCCGCUGACUCCGUUGGUGGCCGGGCCCCGCCCCCCCCCUCCCACCCCUUCCCCCUCCCCUUCCACAGCCCCUCCCCCCCCUUCCUCCUCCUCCUCCUCCUCUUUGGGGGUUCCGGUCGCUGCCCCCCCCCCCAAGCUGACCCCCACCGUGAUCCAGGCGGCGCCGACCGUGUACCCCCCCGCGCGCAAGAGCCAGGAGGAGCCGCUGCCUCCCCCAACGCGGGCGCUGCCUCCCCCCCCCAUGGCGGACAUUGGGCCCUGCCUGCCCUCCGGCCACGCCCACCCAGUGGCCGCGCCCACCGUGGAGCCGCGCCCCGCCCACCCGGCGCCCCGCCCCCCGCGGAGAACACGCCCCCCCGAGACGCCCUUCCUGACCCCGGAUGUGGGGGCGGAGCCAUCUCCGGAGGACAAGAAGAAGGGGCGGGGGGAGCGGCUGAAGCGCUGCAUCCGCACGGCGGCCGGGAGCAGCUGGGAGGACCCGAGCCUGCUGGAGUGGGAUGCGGAUGACUUCCGAAUCUUCUGCGGGGACCUGGGCAAUGAGGUGAACGACGACAUCCUGGCCCGGGCCUUCGGGCGGUAUCCGUCCUUCCUGAAGGCCAAAGUGAUCCGGGACAAGCGCACCGGGAAGACCAAAGGAUACGGAUUCGUGUCCUUCAAGGAUCCCAACGACUACGUGAGGGCCAUGAGGGAGAUGAACGGGAAGUACGUGGGCUCACGGCCCAUCAAGCUCCGGAAGAGCAUGUGGAAGGACCGGAACCUGGAGGUCGUGCGUCGGAAGCAGCGUGAGAAGAAGAAGCUGGGCCUCAGAUGAUGAUGUCAGCGCUCGGGGGGUGUGGCCUCAGCCCGAGGUGG